This is a messenger RNA of Diaporthe citri, 2790 nucleotides long. RefSeq lists its product as uncharacterized. Gene Ontology annotation, cellular component: histone acetyltransferase complex. The record is from RefSeq and is a predicted model, not a curated record. The transcript has 3 exons. NCBI's taxonomy places the organism in Eukaryota, Fungi, Ascomycota, Sordariomycetes, Diaporthales, Diaporthaceae. The coding region runs from base 1 to 2790 and encodes 929 amino acids. Gene Ontology annotation, biological process: chromatin remodeling; positive regulation of transcription by RNA polymerase II. Gene Ontology annotation, molecular function: protein binding; histone H3 acetyltransferase activity.
AUGUUCGCCGAGCUUUUCAAGGAACACGAAACGUACAUGAUGGAUCUGGAAGCUCGAUUUCCCUCCCUCGUGGAGUGGAUCAAGGGGGUAGAGGAGGUAUUUGGGCCUGUCGUGGAACACUAUCCGGCAAAGGUGCAUGGUGGUCUAGGUGGACCCCUAGUCAUCUACAACCAUGGCCCGCACCUCAGCCCUGAUGCUAUCGGGAUCAAAGGCGUAAAUGACAUGAAGGACGACCUCAUCAAGAAAGCAACCCUCCUGGAAGAGCAAACCCAAAUUUUGACUCGUGCAUUGGAGGACAACGGUAUUCAGAUACCACAAGAGUCUGCCGUCAUCCAAGCACGAUUGGACGUACUCAAGCGGUCCAGCCCACCAGACGAGCCUGUGCAUGUGAAGGAAUCAGGCCGGGAGACCGGAGAACGACAAGACCCGUGCCCAGAAGCCCGGCACGUGGCAUUCCUUGAAGACCAUGACGGGUCUGCAUUCACCUCUGGAUACGUAAUCCUGCAAGAGCCGAAGAAGAGUCCCCCUCCUCCCCCUCCUCCCCCUCCUGUCGAGAUGGAUUACGACCAGCUAGAUGAGCUGUUCGACUCCAUGCACAGAUUCAGAUCCAGCAAGUGUUUCAAGACACCUGUCACUAAGGAGAAGUCGCCCAAGUACUUUGAGAUGGUGAGGGAGCCACGUGACCUUGUGAUAAUCAAGGACAGAUUGAACACGGUUCCCGGAUAUUUCGUGGAGGCGUUCUUCAAUGACAUAAGGCUCAUGCUCGACAAUUACUCCCAUGUCUUCGGCGAGGGCUCAGAUGAGCACAAGAGUGCGGAGCGUUUCCAAGUCGCGAUGUUCAAGAAGCUCGAGGAAUAUGGCGAAGCUGGUCAGACGGCCAAGGAUCAAUUCAAUCGCGCUCCCAGAGCGACAUUCAAUGAGCUCAUUUCAUCUCCGGAGGCCGAUGAUACUAUUCCAUCUCCAAUGGUCGAUGAUACCAUUCCGCCUUCAGAGGAGCCUGACCCAAUCGACGGCUCCGAUGACGCAGACGAGGCUGAAACCUCGUUCGCGCAGGGCAUCAGGAACAACUACGAAGACGAUUACGGCGAGGAGCGCGACGAUAGCUACUUCGGACGGAACGAAGAUGUUCUCGACUUCGGUGACGAGACUGGCCUUCUGCCCAAGACUCCCAGCACUGUUGGCCCAGCCCACAAACUUGGAAGUCGAGGUGAUCUUGCCGACCAAUCUCCCAGUUUCCAGGGCCCAGCUGAGCAAUCCGAAGGCGAAGAUGACCUCGUCAACCGUGCUUGGGGUGCCUUUGACAUGGCCAAGGGAUACGAUCAUGCGCAUGGCCAUGCAACUCGGGCUCCUGCUCGCCAUAAUACAGCCCAGCCACGUGAUGAUGAGGACGAUCGCAACAGCUCAGCCCCUGGCGCUUCUGGCCCAGCCGAGCAGCCCGGCGACCAAGAUGAGCAGGGUCCUGACGGUCCGUCUCCUGACACCGACAAGCCGGCCGAACAAUCUGAAGAAUUCAGCAUUUUCAACCCGUACAGCUCAUCCCCUGGAGCUCCUGGCCCGGCUGAGCAGCUGGACGACAACGACAGCCACGUCCUGUCGUCGAUUGCUUCCCCUGUUCCAUCCCCGACUGCCCAACCCGAGGCAGCAGCCGGAGAGUCUGGCGAUGAGGCCGCACGUGCCAGCGCACACGCCUUGGAGCAGCCAGCGCCCGUUGCCCCCAUGUAUGCGGAGCAGGAUGUCGUCGACCUCACUUCCUCGCCGCAGCGACGGGCCAGUCACAUCGACUCGGCUUCCACGAAGCGCGCUCGCGCAUCUGAAGACCAAGACUGCUCUUCAGAUGAUGACGCCCCGCUUAUCAAGCGACGGAGGACAACUGCCGAGCCUUCUUCAGAUGAUGACGCUCCACUCAUCAAGCCAAGGAGCACGACUGCCGAGCCUGCGUCCAUCAAGGGACAGGAGACGGCCGCCGAGUCUUCCCGUUAUGCUGUCAGACCCUCGUUGGGCAAGCGAUCUCGCGGCGAUGACGAUGGCGACGAUGAAGAAGAGCGUGAGCAGCCGGCGAAGAGGAACAAGGUUUCCUCACCGUCAGAGCCUCUGGCACCUGUGGCUGCAGCUCCAGUCGGCGAGCCCAGUCUUGCGACCAUUGAAAGCCUCUUGAGAAGGGUUCGGAAUGCUCAGGUACCACCGAGCCCCAUCCCGGAGCCGAUUACGCCUGCAAUUGCAGCAGCCGACGGACCUGGUAGUGUGUCUCCUCCGCCCAUGUUGGACCGACGAGAGACACCCGAGCCGGCCAAUGAUGCCUCCGCCACUGGAGGACACGAAGGCAGGAGGAGCAGCCCUCCCAACGCUGCGGCCGACGAGCCGGAGCCGGAGCCAGCCACCGAGGAUCUCGGCCACACGGACAACGGCACUAUCACUGUCUCAAAGCUGCACAGGCUGCCGAAGUACAAGAGGAAGGGCCGUUCCAAGGCACGCGGCCGCCCCAACCGUCCUUGGGUCUUUGGGUACCAGUUCAGCGAUGAUUACGGACUGUACAUCAUGUCCUGCCCCGAGAAGGGUUGCGAGACGGGCACUGAGAUCUUCACAACCCACCCGUUCAUGCGCAACGACGCGGCCGACCACCUCCAGGAGUGUGGUCACGAUUUCACUGACGAUGAUGACAUGGUACGCAAGUACUGCACCCAAGUGAUCAGCGAUGAGAAGAAGGCUGUUUCCAUCGAGUGGGCCAGGAAGUGGAACAACGACUUGAUGAAGGAGUACGGCGACGAGGAUCGCGAGAACGAGAACUUCUAA